AGUUUAUGUUAAAUUGUUCGAAUAAUUUAUUUAUCUGAGUAACCAUCAAUAAAUUUUCCUAAAAAACUUUAAUUGUAUAACUAUGUUGAUAUGCGAAUAGGUAUAAAUAGAAGUGGAUUUUUUUCUAUAAUGGUUACUAGUGUUGACAUAAAGAAAUGAAACAAACGCGAUUGAUCUGGAAUAUAUUGCUUUGCACGGCAAUAAUUAGUCAUGCCGAAAAGAAAAUCAUUUUUACGAAUAUUGGAUGUGCAGUUAACAGUAAUAUUUUGACGAAAAUUAACUGUUACUUGGAGAACAAAAGCACAAUUAAUCUUGAAAUAACGUCAAACAAAACCGAUGUAAACAGUUUGGUAGGAAUUUCGGAACUAAAUUUAUUUAUUCACGGGCGAAACAAGGUGAUGAGAUUAAACGGUAUACGUCUGGAUAUUUGCCAAAUGUUGGGUAGCAAUAAAAGACAAAACUUGGUAACAUUUCUGUACAAGGGAAUUCUGCAAACAAAGAAAAAUCUUCCCAAAAAAUGUCCAUUCUUACGAAACACCACUUAUGUAUUGUAUGACAUGAAAUUCGAUGGAAACUAUUUGCCAUAUUACUUGCCCGAAUAUAAUUUCACAUUUGCAGGAUUGUUCCAUGCAAACGAUAUAAAAACUUUUGAAAUUCAUGUAGCUGGCUCAUUUUGCGAAUUUAACAACGAUUGUACCGGUUAUGCAGAACCCAAAAAACGCGUGACAAGAAACAAUUAAAUACAGCAUAUGUACAUUACGGACAAAUAAAUAUGCACGAAAAAUACUUGAGCU
Messenger RNA from Drosophila nasuta, 794 nucleotides. RefSeq lists its product as uncharacterized. The record is from RefSeq and is a predicted model, not a curated record. The transcript is spliced from 3 exons. The coding region runs from base 156 to 740 and encodes 194 amino acids. NCBI's taxonomy places the organism in Eukaryota, Metazoa, Arthropoda, Insecta, Diptera, Drosophilidae.